Molecule: messenger RNA, 2212 nt
Organism: Hypoxylon fragiforme
Lineage: Eukaryota; Fungi; Ascomycota; Sordariomycetes; Xylariales; Hypoxylaceae
Product: vacuolar fusion protein MON1
Exons: 2
Coding region: 261-2111 (616 amino acids)
Biological process (GO): vesicle-mediated transport; protein targeting to vacuole
Cellular component (GO): Mon1-Ccz1 complex; fungal-type vacuole membrane
Source: RefSeq, a predicted model, not a curated record
GUCCUGGCUAAAGAAUCCAUGGAUGCACCUGCUUAGCUGACAUACAUACAUAACAUACAUACAUACAUACCCUACCUAGCGUGUCUAGGUAAUACCGUUAAAGGGUUCACGACAUGGUGCUCACUGGCUGAUGUGAUGCUAUGGCGUGGUGCAAACCAAAAUAUAUUAAAAUCUAACCAAAAUCGACCAAGUCCAUGGACUGACAGUUUGAACAAUGCGAUGAUAUAGCUGAGCAUUGUGAAAAUUGUAGUGCCUUGACGAUGGGCACCGAAAAUGCUGGCUCGUCAGCCGCUGCCGGUGCCGCUGCCCAAGACACGGAUUUGCCGCCCCCUUUGCCUCCCAGGCCCGCACAAGCACCUGUAAUUAUUGAAUCUGCGGCGAUGGGGGCGGGGGCGGUGAUGGAACGGCCCAACUUGUCAUCCAAGCCUACGACUGCACUUUCAUCUAUGAAUAUACAGACAUUGUCGUUUCCAGAUGGCUCACGUGGUACCUUCUCAACAACUAGUGAGAACAAUGCUGAUGCCACGGAGCAAAGCUCUACGCCGGCGAAUGUUGGCAUGUCGAGCUUAGGGUUCAACACCAUUGGAAACGAUAUAGACGAAUCCAUGAGCAUCAUGAGUCUUGCACCGACUUUGCGGCCUCCGGGAGACCUGGAGAGCUUACUCAUCGGGGAUAUGAGCAAGAGAAGUCCCGCCUGGAACCUUUUACGUGCACAAUCUUCAGCAGUGCAACCAUUUGAAACCGUCAGGAUUGAGGAUGAUGCGGUCCUUUCUGAUUUCUCUCGCGAAUUUGAUGAUAUACCGGAUGAUUCAGAGACAGACUGGAGCGAUGAGGACCGACUCAAGAUCUGGAAAUCCAAGUUGAAACAUUACAUGAUUCUAUCAUCUGCGGGCAAGCCAAUCUAUAGUAGACAUGGAGGUCUGGAUUUGGUCAGCUCUUCAAUGGGGGUCGUACAGACCAUCAUCUCAUUCUAUGAGGGCGCGAAGAACCCUCUGUUAGGAUUCACUGCCGGAAAUACGCGUUUUGUCAUCGCUACCGAGGGCCCCCUAUAUUUGGUAGCGAUAAGCAGGCUCGGGGAAAGCGAUUCUCAACUAAGGGCCCAACUUGAUGCGCUGUACAUGCAAAUAUUAUCUACGUUAACACUACCGGCCUUGACCAACAUCUUCGCCAAUCGACCCUCUACCGAUCUCCGAAAGCCUCUCCAGGGCACAGAGACUUUGCUAUCCUCCUUGGCCGACAGCUUUACGAGAGGAUCUCCAUCCGCCCUUCUAGGAGCUUUAGAAUGCUUGAGGCUCAGGAAGUCACAUCGACAUGCAAUUAAUAAUUCAUUCUUAAAGACAAAGACCGAUAAUUUACUCUAUGGUCUAAUAGUUGCAGGCGGAAAGCUUGUGAGUGUGAUCAGACCUCGUCGCCACUCACUCCACCCAAGCGAUCUACAGCUUAUUUUCAAUAUGCUCUUCGCAUCCGGAAGUGUUAAAGCCGGCGGUGGCGAGAAUUGGAUCCCACUAUGCUUGCCAGCUUUCAACAAUCGAGGCUAUCUUUACAUGUAUGUCAGUUUCUUGGAUGUUGAGCCAGAAUCCGAGAGAAAUCUGAGUGCCGCUGGUGAAGAGAUCGCAAUCAUCUUGAUAAGUCCGGAUAAAGAGAGUUUCUUCGACCUACAGCAUAUGCGAGACGACGUCGUGGCUGAGUUGAAAAAGAAAGGACAUCUUGACAUUAUCAAAGCUGCAGCACAGCAAGGACGUCCAAAGUUGAACGAUAUUGCCCCUAGUACACACGUCAGCCACUUCUUAUUCAAGUCGAGGGCUAACGUCCAGUUCUGCAUGCCGUCCCUCCUACCUAGAUUUGGGAACCUCAUUUCUCACCGGCGACUGAUGUCGCUUUAUCACAACCUACAUGCGACUCUCCAUGCCAAGCAUACCCAUGUAAAAGUGCUACAUUGUGUUGGGGAGGACACCACUUCACUCGCAUGGAUCACACCCAUCUUCGAAUUUUACUGCGUGGCGGGGCCAAAUGCCUCAAGAGCUACCAUGACACAAGGAGCCAACAAGAUCAUACAGUGGGCAAAACGUGAAGAAGAACGACUUUUUAUUAUAGGUGGCGGCGUAUUUUGAGCUCUUCUUCUUCUUCUUCUUCUUCUCCCUAACUAUUAUAAUACCAUACAAUGACAAUGACAAUGAAAAAUGACAAUGACCCAACCGAUUAUGCUCGCCUA